CUUCCGGAAUCUCCCGGCAGAUUGGCGUGGUCCGCUAGGUAAAGUCAGUACUUGGACUCACGUGCGGUAGCCUUGGCCCCGCGCGCCCCCAUUUCUCGGCCUCAUGGCUGGGCUGACCCUGUUUGUGGGCCGCCUGCCGACCUCGGCCCGCAGUGAGCAACUGGAGGAGCUGUUCAGUCAGGUGGGGCCGGUGAAGCAGUGCUUCGUGGUGACUGAGAAAGGGAGUAAGGCAUGUCGAGGCUUUGGCUAUGUCACUUUUUCUAUGCUGGAAGACGUUCAGAGGGCCCUAAAGGAGAUUACCACCUUUGAAGGCUGCAAGAUCAAUGUGACUGUUGCCAAAAAAAAACUAAGGAACAAGUCCAAAGAAAAGGGGAAAAAUGAAAAAUCAGAGUCCCCAAAGAAAGAGCUGAAACCAAAGAAAGCCAAAGUUGCAGAUAAGAAAGCCAGAUUAAUUAUUCGGAAUCUAAGCUUUAAGUGUUCAGAAGAUGACUUGAGGACAAUAUUUGCUCAAUUUGGAGCUGUCCUGGAAGUAAACAUUCCUAGGAAACCAGAUGGAAAAAUGCGUGGUUUUGCUUUUGUUCAGUUCAAAAACCUCCUAGAAGCAGGAAAAGCUCUCAAAAGCAUGAACAUGAAAGAGAUAAAAGGGCGGACAGUGGCUGUGGAUUGGGCUGUGGCAAAGGAUAAAUAUAAAAAUACACAGUCUGCCUCUGCCCCAGGUGAGGAGAAGAGGCCUGAACCUAAAUGUCAGGAAUUAGGUCAAGAGAAUAGGAGGGAAGAGGAGGAGGAGGAGGAGGAGGAUGAAGAUGAAGAUGAAGAUGGAGAUGAAGAAGAGGAGGAGGAGGAGAAUAAAGAAUCGAAGGUGACCAAGCCUGUGCAAAUUCAGAAGAGGGCAGUCAAGGGGGCGGCACCUGCGGAAAGCAGUGAAGAGGAGCAUUCCGAUGAUGACAGCGAUCUGGAGGAAGGAGAUAGUGUUGACAGUGGAGAGGAGCUGGCUCAGAGUGAUACCAGCACUGAAGAGCAAGAGGAUGAAGACAGGCAAGUCUCAAAGAAGAAAAGGAAACUACCCUCUGAUGUGAAUGAAGGGAAAACUGUCUUUAUAAGAAACCUGUCCUUUGACUCAGAGGAAGAAGACCUUGGAGAGCUCCUCCAGCAGUUUGGAGAUCUUAAAUAUGUCCGCAUUGUCUUGCAUCCAGACACAGAGCAUUCUAAAGGUUGUGCAUUUGCCCAGUUCAUGACCCAAGAAGCAGCUCAGAAGUGCCUUGAAGCUGCUUCUCCAGAGACUGAGGGUGGUGGGCUUAAACUGGAUGGCCGGCAGCUCAAGGUUGACUUGGCGGUGACCCGUGAUGAAGCUGCAAAGCUCCGGACAAAGAAGGUGAAGAAGCCUACUGGAACCCGGAACCUCUAUCUGGCCCGAGAAGGCUUGAUUCGUGCUGGGACGAAGGCUGCAGAGGGUGUGAGUGCUGCUGAUAUGGCCAAAAGGGAACGAUUUGAGCUGCUGAAGCACCAGAAACUCAAGGACCAAAAUAUCUUUGUCUCCCGGACCAGGCUCUGCCUGCACAAUCUCCCAAAGGCUGUGGAUGACAAACAGCUCAGAAAGCUGCUACUGAAUGCUACUAGAGGGGAGAAGGGGGUGCACAUCAAGGAGUGUCGGGUGAUGCGAGACCUUAAAGGAAUUUAUGGGAAAGUUAAGGGUCAGUCCUUGGGCUACGCCUUUGCAGAGUUCCAGGAGCACGAGCAUGCCCUGGCGGCCCUACGACACAUCAACAACAAUCCAGAAAUCUUUGGGCCUCAGAAGAGACCAAUAGUGGAGUUCUCUUUGGAAGAUCGAAGGAAACUUAAAAUAAAGGAACUGAGGAUCCAGCGCAGCCUGCAAAAAGCAAAAUCCAAGCCUGCAACUGGUGAGCUCCAGCAGGAACAACAAGAACUUGGAAAACACCAGCCACGGAAAGCAGCUCAGAACCACACACAAGAGCAGAGCAAGGGCCCCGCGGAGCAGAAGGGGAAGGCGGGCUCUGUCUCGUGGGCAGGAUUCCAGACCAAGGCCGAAGUGGAGCAUGUGGAGCUGUCCGACGGAAAGAAGAGAAGGAAGGUCCUGGUGCUCCCAUCGCACCAAGGCCCCAAAGUUAGGUUGCGGGACAAAGGCAAAAUGACGUCUCUCCCUCCUAAGAAGCCAAAGCCCCAGAUGAACCACUGGAAGCAAGAGAAGCAAAAAUUAUCUUCUAAGCAGGUACCUAAGAAAAAAGCUAAGGGAAAUAAGACAGAAAUUCGCUUCAACCAGCUGGUCGAACAAUAUAAGCAGAAAUUAUUGGGACCUUCCAAAGGAGCUCCUCUUGCAAAGAGGAGCAAAUGGUUUGACAGUUGAUGAUGCCAUCAGACUGGAUAAGAAGCUGGAUCGUGUGCUUCUUGGUAAAGCACCGCCCCCCUCCUCCGGCAGCCUUCCCUCCAUGUCAUUUACUGAGGGAAAGAAACCCCCUGAGUGCACUGCCACUUUGUUGAGGGUCCCUCUGGGCUGUGCACAUCCAAACUUUGGUCUCUCCUUGGUGUGUGGUUAAUCACAAAGAGGAAUAUCAGAAAAACAUCUUGAUGCUUCUUGCAUAUUUUGUGUGAAGUUGUGUCUAUAAUUCUUACUCAUUUUAAUUCUUUGUUUCUCAAAUGGAAACAAUUAUAAAAAAGCAUUCUUGAGUGCUAGAUUUUUAAGAUGUAUAUUUUGUUAAAUGUCUUUUCUAAAUGAGAUAUUUUGUGGCUUUUUGAAUAACAGACUCAUUUCUAAUAUACGUGAAUCCUUUAUCAUUUAUGUUUUUGACAUUCCUAACUCUAAUCCAGUUAUGUAGUCAUGCAUACUGCAGAAAUUGAUUUAGAAAAAGCGGGAAAAAAUGAUUUCCAACCUAAUCUCUGAGGGUGGGAGAGACUUGGAAAGUAAUUGGGAACAUGGGGCCUGGCCAAGAGCAACCCUUGAUAAUUGUUUGCUAAAUAAGUGGGUAAUUUUUGAAGGUAACUGGAAAUCAGUUUGCUUGGUCCACAGACACUAGCCUGGCUGGUGCUAACCUGCAUUUCCUCUCUUCCAGCACUGCCUCCUGAGGUACUGAGUGGUAGAGGGAGCAGUGAGCAUGAGGCCAGAAAAAGAGUUGGAAAUAUAGCACAAAGUUCUUAAUUCUCUAAUUCAAUCUGGUGCUAUAAUAAACGAUGCUUUCUUCAGAACCACUGCUGAUCUAGGGAUAUGGCUGUUUUAUUGCAGCGUCUUUGGAAACCAGUGAAUGCUCAGGAAUGCCCUUAAUUGGUUUGAAGAUUGGUAAAAGGAAAAAGAAAAGAAAAGAUGGGUAGGAGAGACCAUGAAAAUAUUGAAGCCUUUUUGAGACAACGAAGGACAGAGGCUGUAUCUCCAGAGUUACCUUGAGACAGUGUGACCUGGGGAGUUUGAAACGUUCUGGUGGCAGCUUGGCAACACGUCAAUCCUAGGAUGGCCUGUACUCUGUGGAGGAGUCACAUACUUUGUUAAGGGUGUAUGUAGACCGUCCACAGUCUGCCUGGCAACUGAUCUGUUUUCCCUUGGCCAACUGUCUGCUCACUAGACACUUUUUCCCCUAGUGUACAAAUAUCUAUAAAUGAACAUUUAAAAAUAAUCUUAACAUUUGGAUAGAUAAAAAUUGGUGUUCAUUCAGGUAGCUUUGCCAGAUUUUCUUAGAUCCCAGGUAUUUUUUCUGACAGCUUUAGCAACCCAGUGUGUUUAAAACAUCAUUCAUCUCGAAAAGUUAUUGCACAGUUCUUUUAAAAAGUAAUAGGACGAAUCAUCCACUUUCUCAACAGCCAGAUUCCUUGUAUGGUGUCCUCCUUUGGGACACCUCACCUUGGGUUAUCUGGGCACCUUUUUACUCUUGCCUCGUGAGUAUUAAUGCAACAAGAUUUGUGCUCACUUCCUCACUUCAGAGCCUAAGGUUUCAUGAAAUGGAGCUUUCUGAAGUAAACAUGAAGGUGGAGUUAUAGACUGCUCAGUUUAAAAACAAUAGUAGCAAACAUUUUGUUAACAUCCAAGGUUGAAGGCCAUCAGUCAAUUUUCAGUUGAUUUUCCUGCUCCGUUACACAACAGCCUGGCUCAGAGAUACUUCCUUUAAAUAAAGAGUCUUAAGAUUGUGUGCUA
Molecule: messenger RNA, 4135 nt
Organism: Camelus dromedarius (Arabian camel)
Lineage: Eukaryota; Metazoa; Chordata; Mammalia; Artiodactyla; Camelidae
Gene: RBM28
Product: RNA binding motif protein 28
Exons: 19
Coding region: 104-2362 (752 amino acids)
Cellular component (GO): nucleolus
Molecular function (GO): mRNA binding
Source: RefSeq, a predicted model, not a curated record